UUAAUCAUCAUUAUGCGUUUCUUGUAAUUGUAACUAAUGUGGGAGAGCACCACAAUACAUGCGCGACGGAUGCGCGUGGGCAAUCGUGCGCAAUCGUCAGCCUAAUUGGAUUCCUGUUAGUAGUGUGUUAUUAUCUCAUUUGCCACACGCAUGUAUCCUGUCGCCAGGUAUAUAAAGUGUAUCACAGGUUACUUAAGCUACUAUCUGUUGUCCUUCUUCUACUAUAAUUUUAAAGGUUAGCGCAAUUUCAUUCUCAAACCCUGUCCUGUUAUCCCAAGGAUUAAAAUGGCACGAUUUGUGGUUUUCCUCACAUUCGCCGUGUUACUCCUGGUCACCAUUUCAACAGCUACUGAAGAUCCCACGCCACAGGGUGAUAGCGCACCCACAGAACAGAAAAAGGAUCUGUUCGCCACCGUCGCACCUUACAAAGAUGGUUCAACCACCUCUGAUGGCCCGAAGACUAGCAAUAACACUUCUAGUGCGAGCACCGAUGACGUGUAGUGCCUUGUUUACCAAGUUAUUACGUCAUCUAGUAUCUAAUAAUAAUGUUUACCAAGCUAAAAGCAAAUGGACAAAGUGUUUACUGGUUGAACAUCUGGGUUACACCAUCUUACUUUAAAUAUAACAAACGUUAAUAGUCUUUCAAACUCCAUACAAAAUUCACCGGUUGAGAUUACAGUCACUAUUAAAUUAAAAUGAUGCUACUUAGCCUAAGAUGGACUUCUGUAACUUUCAUUUGUUUGUUUUAUACAUAAUACGAGUAAAUACUUCAUUGUCACUUCAAUAUCCAAUAAACAAAGAAGUUAAUGAUAAUUUCCUGAUAAAAACGCUUUUUGUUCAUACAUUUAAUUCAUUUUAUUGUUUUAAGAUCUAGGAUUGGUACGAGUGCUUUGAAAGUAACCUACCGAUUAUUAUUUAUUUUAAUUUGGAUAAGAAUUUCAUUCUAUACUACUCUCAAUAAGAUAGAGUCAAUA
This is a messenger RNA of Ostrinia furnacalis (Asian corn borer), 974 nucleotides long. RefSeq lists its product as uncharacterized. The record is from RefSeq and is a predicted model, not a curated record. The transcript is spliced from 2 exons. Bases 286 to 501 code for a protein of 71 amino acids. Lineage: Eukaryota; Metazoa; Arthropoda; Insecta; Lepidoptera; Crambidae.